AUGAAAAACGAAGAAGUAAAAUCUCUUACCUCUCUCAACUCUAUGGAGAAAACAGAAGAGCAAAAGCGUUUCGAAUCCAAAAACAUUGUAUUAUCUCUGCUAACUCUUAGUGUUGGUCCUUUAAUGUUCAAUAGCGGUAUCUCAUUUCACGAUGCCGUCGAUAUGAUGCUUAUUUCUAAAGCUCUUGGUGGUGAUUCCAUCCAAAUUGUCGGAUUUUCUUCAUUAAUCCGAUAUUUAUCAGUCUGUGUAACAAUUUAUUUUGCUCAAUCAACAAUUGCUAAAAUUGCAGCCCUUAUUGGUGCUGGCAAGAAGGAAGAUGCCGAACAAGUUAUUACAGAUCUCUUUAGAAUCUCUUUUGUUUCAAUGAUUUUAGUUUCAAUCAUGUUUUACUUCGUUGCUAUACCAAUGCUCAUAUUCAUGGGAUGCACACACGACAUUGCUGUUGAAGCAAGACACUAUUUAACUCCAAUUCUCAUUGGUAUGCCCUUCAUGGCUCUUUUCCAACUCAGUUGCGGCUUCAUUCAGAGCCAGGGCCGUUCCAUUCUUUGCGGUAUCCUCCAAUUCGCAGCUUUCGCCUUGAACUGCGGUUGCAUUUCUCCAAUCUUACUUUUCGCCGUCAAGGUUCCAAUUAAAUUUGCCGGUAUCUCAUUCGCCCUUUCCCAAAGUAUUCCAGGAGUUAUCUUGGCAGCAUUGAUUUUUACAGGUAAAUUCAAUAUCCGACCAAAGUGCUCAAUGUUCCUUCGUCCUGUCUCCAAAGAUACCCUCAAUGCACUCUUAUUAGGUACCCCCUACAUUCUUAACAUUCUCGCCGGUGCGAUUCCUCCGAUGAUCUUACUUCGCUACAUGAUGCUUGCAGCUACAACAUCUGGUGAAGCUCCAAUGAUCGCUGCUGCAUUCUCCGUCUUCUUGAAGCUUCAAAGUGCUGUCAACUCUGUUUCAAUUGGAAUAAAUCAGGGUUUGAUGGCCACAGGAAGCUAUGCAAGAGGCGCUGGCAACUAUACAAGGCUUAUACAGUUAUACAUACGUGCCGGUUUGAUUACUUUGACAUAUCAUUUAUGUUGGAUUCCAUUGAUGCAGACACGUGCAGAUUGGGUUGCCAAGAUAUGGAUGGAUGAUGAAGAACAACUCAGAUUCGCAAAAUAUUUCUUGAGAAUUCCAUUUUACACAAAUUGGUUAAUUCCUCUUAAUGAUUCCGCAGUUAACUUCGUUCUUGCAUCAGGAAAGCCUGUGCUUGCCAUGGUUCCAUCAUUACUUCGUGGUACUGUCUGCUUGAUUGCAACAUUCGCUUUUUAUUACACAGGAAAGGACAAACCACAGAGAAUGAUGUACACAUACAACACUUUUGAUGUUUCUGUCUUGUUGUUCGAUAUUGGACUUGUUAUCUACAACCUUCGCUAUCUUUAUCAGCUCAUCAGGGAGAAUUAUGAUGUUCUUAAUUAA
Molecule: messenger RNA, 1440 nt
Organism: Trichomonas vaginalis G3
Lineage: Eukaryota; Parabasalia; Trichomonadida; Trichomonadidae
Product: multidrug resistance protein YPNP-related family
Exons: 1
Coding region: 1-1440 (479 amino acids)
Biological process (GO): transmembrane transport
Cellular component (GO): membrane
Molecular function (GO): antiporter activity; xenobiotic transmembrane transporter activity
Source: RefSeq, a predicted model, not a curated record